Messenger RNA from Cryptotermes secundus, 897 nucleotides. Its product is annotated as kinetochore protein Nuf2-like. The annotation marks the transcript as partial. The transcript has a single exon. NCBI's taxonomy places the organism in Eukaryota, Metazoa, Arthropoda, Insecta, Blattodea, Kalotermitidae. The record is from RefSeq and is a predicted model, not a curated record.
AUGAUGCUGAAAGAGGUCAGAGAUCUUAAACCAAAUUAUGAUGUGGAAUCCCUAAGGAAGUGUCAGCUCACAGAGUUGUUGAAGAUCUUACUGGCAUUUGUAAUGGAAAAGGAAGCAGAAAUGUUCCAUAUGUUGCAAAAGCAAAUGAAUGAAAUCCACACUCAAACCAGUGAAUCCGAAAAAGAAUAUGAUGAUAAGGACAGGCACAAAGAUUGCUGUGUUAGAGAGCUAGAGGCAGAAGUUAAAAAAUCUGAAGUAGUUACUGAACCAGCUGAAAAUCUUGUACUGAAGAAACAGCUGGAGGAGGGACUAGAGAAACAAAGAGAAUUGGCUAAGGAAAAUGAGAACUUGGCUAUUCAUAUUACAGGUCUAAGAGAAGAAGUCAACAAACUUGUAACUGAAAUCACAAAUUUAACAAAAUCUAUUAAUAUAUUAGUUGCAGAGAAACAUGGCAUAAAUGUUCCAGUUUGUAUUGAAGACUGUGAAAUAGAGGAUUUGAAAAGACAACAGGAUAGGUGCUUACAUGAAAAGACUACUUUGGUUGCAGACUGUAAAUGUAUGCAAGAGCAGCAAGAUGUAAUUUGCAGUGAACAUGAACACAGGAGUCCAAUAAUUAAAAAGGAAAGUUGCCUUGAAAGUCUGCAUUCAGGAAGCCAGUUGCUCAGUGUGGGAGUGGCUGAUAGCAUGACACAAGACUGUCGGAUGGAAGUAUCUGAAGAAGAAAAUUUGAAAGAGCAGUUAGAGAUUUGUAUGGAACAAAAGAUUGCUCUGGAUGAUGAAAACGAGCAGUUGGUGACCCGCAUCCGUGGCCUUGAGAACAUGCUGGGAAUAUAUUGCAUGGAUAAUGACAGUUUACAGAAAUCUAAUGAAGCCCUAGAAGAAGACAUGAAGAAACUU